GUACCAUACCAUAUGUCUAAUCAGAAGCAAAAGUCUAAUCAAGAAAUAUCAAUCGAAUUCAAUGGACGUAGGAAUGAGCUACAAUCCGUCGCUCAGAAGAUUGGUGAACUUGAGCAAGACGCAGAGGAGCAUUUGCUAGUCGUGCAAACGUUAGAAGAAGCAAAGAAGGUCGAUCCUAAUAGAAAAUGCUUCAGAAUGAUUGGUGGUACUUUAGCAGAAAGAACUGUCGAUGAGGUAUUGCCAGCAUUGACGACUAACUUGACCGGUAUAAAACAAGCAUUAAGUCAAUUAAUCGAAGCAUACAAGACUAAAGAGAAAGAAUUCAUUGAUUUCCAACAAGAAUAUAACAUCAAGGCCUAACAUAUUAAGCAUUAUUAAAAAGUAUCGUAAAAUAUCAUUAUAAACUAUCUGAUUAAUACCUCGAAUCAACUAUAGAUGAACGGGAUUUGAGUGAUUUCGUUGGUGUACUGAUUGACUGCCUGGAUGGUCUACUAAGUUGACGUCUAUCCAGCUGCAUAACUUUAUGUGGUUGAACUGCCAAGAUCUUUCUAUCACCACCAAACUUGAACUGAUCUGCAACAAUCUUGUCGUCAUAUCUUUGUAUCUUGUACGCAUCAAGUUUACCUUGCUUUAUACGCUUAAAGUUGAAAGUUACAACGUAAGGGCCUGUAGAUGUGACGAUAUUAGUCUCGUCGAUACUUUCACCUUGAUUGAAUUUAGCUGGUGUGAAACUGAUCUCUUCAUCCAUGUACGCAACAUGCUCUGGCUUCAAUUGAAGUCUAUGAGGAAUAGGUUUUGCAUCGGCCGGGAAUGAUCUAUCGAAACCUAAUGCACCUUGGUAUCUACCAGCGCCAAUUAAGGUGUCAAUCAAAAGCAAAUAGGUCUUGCAGGUUGCGAUAAUCCAUCUACCAUCACUUGUUACAUCAAUACCAAUGAUAGGAUCACCAAGUGCAGGUAACUGCGUCUUUGCGUUUUUACCAAUUUGAUCAAAUAAUCUAAUAUCACCUUUAUUUGACGCAAUUGCAAGUUUACCUGAAGCUGUAGUGGUUGCUGCAGAGAAGUCAUUCUUUGAAACAUAUUGCUUGUAUUGAGAGUCAACCAUCUUCUCCUUUCCAUUGAGACGUGGAUCGACUCUGAACACAGCAUUAUGAGAUGUACCGAUGAAUGUCUGAUUUGGUGUCAUCUGAGCAAAUUUAGCAUCAGGCAAAAAGUUGUUGACGUUUACGCCUUCAUUCAUCUUCCAUUCGUCAACGACCUUUCCUGUUUCAAUGUCGAGGUUGUAUAAGGCACCUUUAUUGGAUUUAUCCAUCAUAACCAUGGUACGAUCUUGGCCGUGAAGCAUCAUCU
Wallemia mellicola CBS 633.66 is the source of this 1347-nucleotide messenger RNA. Its product is annotated as Prefoldin. The transcript has 3 exons. Gene Ontology annotation, cellular component: cytoplasm; prefoldin complex. The record is from RefSeq and is a predicted model, not a curated record. Gene Ontology annotation, molecular function: protein folding chaperone. Gene Ontology annotation, biological process: protein folding. NCBI's taxonomy places the organism in Eukaryota, Fungi, Basidiomycota, Wallemiomycetes, Wallemiales, Wallemiaceae. Bases 13 to 360 code for a protein of 115 amino acids.